Messenger RNA from Cryptotermes secundus, 2009 nucleotides. RefSeq lists its product as uncharacterized. NCBI's taxonomy places the organism in Eukaryota, Metazoa, Arthropoda, Insecta, Blattodea, Kalotermitidae. The coding region runs from base 373 to 957 and encodes 194 amino acids. The record is from RefSeq and is a predicted model, not a curated record. The transcript is spliced from 4 exons.
UAACAUUUAGUUGCAUGUCUAUACUUAGUAAUCCGUGUAGACAAGUGACUGAUAGUAAAUUUUAUAAACACUUUUUGAAAUUAUGUUUGUGUAACCAGAGUAACUAGUACACACCUGAGUUUUUACUCGUAUACAGGUAUACUGUAUUGCACAGCAACCAUGAGUGCAGGUACCACUACAGACAGUGGCAUAAACGUAUGAAUAUUUGAGUCUCUGAUAUGGUGUCCAAUUCUGUUGGGACCUGCAAGCAGAUUGCCAUUCUUGUCCUUCACCAAGGUAGUUCCAGAAUCCACUGUUUGGAGGUCCCACUUGGAGAAACCUGGAGCAACCAUCGCAUUGAUCCGAAUUGUUGGUAGUGAAAGGAUUCAGUCAAUGCUUCUGGACAGAAAUACAAUUAAGAAAACUGUGUGGGCACAAGUGGCCGAGGAGCUUUCACGGGAAGGCUUUGAUCUGGGUCCAGAUGCAGGGAAAGCAUGUCACCAAAAGUGGCGCAAUCUCAAGAGAGCAUAUAUUGUUUACAUAACCAAAGCAGGGAACAAAACAAUGCCACCUUACAUGGAAGAACUGCAGAAAGCUUUGGAAACUACCAGGAAACUUAUUAAGCCAUGGAAAUGUGAUGAUGUUGGAGUGGACAGCAGGUCAGAUGAUCCUAUGUCAGACAAUGAUGCUGAAACAUCAGCUGGGUUUACAUCUCUGAAAUCAUCGUUGCAGUUCCCACACAAUCAGUCAGUAAACUUGGCUGAAGUUCUUGCUAUUGUACAAAGUUUGGAUGAGGAUCGAAGGGUGAGAGAAGAAGCUAGAGAGAAGAGAGAGGAGGAGAGGUUCAGUCGUAUUGAAGCAUUGUUGAAGGAACAGGCGGAACAGACAGAGAAACUGACCAAUGCUCUUCUUGAGAUUACACAUGCAGUAAUGGGAAACAAGAAGAGGAAAUUGACUGAUAGUAGUCAGGAGAGUUAAAGUGAUAAUUUUCUUGCAGCCCUUUCCCUAUUCCAUCUAUAAUGCAACCUGUGUAGCACUGGCAGACCAUUUUCUUUUUCUGGCUAUCUAAACUUAAAAUUAUUGCAGCUCUAUUUUACUACAUUAGAAGAAGCAGAAUAUUUUUAAUGUUGGUAUGUUGUUCUAUGUUAGACUGGGGGUAAGGCUGAAUGCAGUCUCAAUUUUUCUGAUAACAGUGUGUUAUAUAAACAUGACCAUUCUUUUGGACAUUGUCCAUUGUCUUUUUGUAUUCAAACAAAGUGUUUUGGAAAUUGGACCUGUUUCUGUCAUUAACUCUAAGUGGGGGGGAAUGUUGGGCCCAUCAGAAAGAGCUAGUUUAAAUCACCAGCCCAACUGACUAGGAACCUUUCCUUCCCUCUGAUGAUCGAAAAAAAUUCAGUUUCCAAAACAUUGUAUGUGAUAAAAACUCAAGGCAAUUUGCAUUGUCCCAAGUAGCAGUCAUAGCCAUAUUUAAAGUUAAUACAGUGUUAUAGAGAACUGCUCUAGUUACAGAUGUUGCUGUCUUGUAGAUUUAACCAUAGUUGUAUGUAUGAAUGUAUGUAUUUCUGAAUGUAAAUGCAUUAAGUCUCUUUGAGAUUUGAUGUUCUCAUGGCUGUGGCUAUGAAGAAUGCUGUCUUCUGGGAUGUGAUGCUGUUGGCUACAUCAUCAGGGUUGAAGGGUAAGCCAAGGAAGCAGAGCCACUAAAUUUCUGCCUGACCACAUGGCGUUACAUUGCAGAGGGUAGUAUUCCUGUUAAACUGGAGUUGAGAAGGCUGAAGACUGAGAUGCAGGGUGUUCUUCUUGUACUGUCUGAUAAAUUUAAAGCACAAGUGAAGUUAGUGUUCCCAGUUAGGGGACUGUAAGGAUUGUAAGGAGCAUUGGUUACACAAUUUUUAGCUAUUUCCAACAUUGGUGUUGAGGUAAAUAUCUGUUCCUGCAUGUUUAAUUGCAUUGUACAGCUUGGAAUGUGGUUAUAUGUGAACUUACCAGUGUUGUAUCACUUUGUAUAUGAAAUACAUGUAUGUUACAGCCAC